Messenger RNA from Triticum urartu, 1021 nucleotides. The record is from RefSeq and is a predicted model, not a curated record. NCBI's taxonomy places the organism in Eukaryota, Viridiplantae, Streptophyta, Magnoliopsida, Poales, Poaceae.
AAGACAUCAAAUCCCCUUGCGUCAAUCCCUUGUGAGGAGAGGAGACAGUAAUCCAAGUGGUACGCGGCGCCUUUUUUUUUUUGGAGGAAUCUAGUUAAACGCGGCAUCGGAAUUUCUAACUAAACGCGGCUAUUAACCUAGGUCGUUGGCACCCGAAAAACUCGCGUCCGGCGCCGUCGCCAUCGUCGUCGCCCGAUGGCCAAGGAAGGAGACGAGCCGCCGGACUUGGAGAGGGGGUCCAGGCCCGGGUCCGUAGUCAUCGUCGUCGUUGCGCCACCAGCAAACUUCGGCGCCCGGCCAAGGUCCUCCGCUGCCUCCGGCGGAGAAGACGACGACGACGAUCGCAAGAUGCCGAACUACGUUUGGGUGCCUCUGCAGCUGCUGCUGACGGCGGUCGCGUGCUGCCCGCUGCUGGCGCUGGUUAUGACGCGGACGGACUGGGUGGAGAAGGUCGUCUUCUCCGCCGUUCUGCUGCCCACCGUCGUCGGCGUCUUCUUCUUCCUGCGCGCCGUGUGCAAGAGGCCGCGCAUGGCCGUCGUUGCCAGCAUGAUCAAGAGAUAGAGCCCUGGUCGGCUCGCUUCAGCAUCUGACGUCCACAUACAUGAGCACUAACCACAUCCACACGACACACAUCGUAUGCUUUGAAGUGUUAUAUAAGAGAGACCUAUACACGUGGUGUGUACUAGGUGUAUGAUUUGAUGUUUAGGGGUCCAACUCAUGCGCGUGUGGUCGUGCUUGUGUGUUUGUUAAUAGAUGUGUUAGUGCCACUGUCAGUCUUAUAUGUGUAUACUUUUUUUCCUUUUUUUUGUGGUGUUAUAAGCUUCAGAGUGAAGAUUACUUCAACCAAAACAAAAGGAGGAUAUGUUGAAAUCAUUAUUACUGCAAGAAUGUGUCUAGACCGCCUAUCGACUUCAGCAUCGUAAUUGGCCUAAUUGCGGCAUGUGCCACUUAUUGAAGCGCGAACCGGAUUCUGCGGUUCACCUCAUGUUAAAAUGUCGUUUUGUGGUUCGGAUCUGAAAUA